Coregonus clupeaformis (lake whitefish) is the source of this 2842-nucleotide messenger RNA. Its product is annotated as asc-type amino acid transporter 1. Lineage: Eukaryota; Metazoa; Chordata; Actinopteri; Salmoniformes; Salmonidae. Gene Ontology annotation, biological process: D-alanine transmembrane transport; D-serine transmembrane transport; amino acid transmembrane transport. The transcript is spliced from 11 exons. The coding region runs from base 2 to 1576 and encodes 524 amino acids. Gene Ontology annotation, molecular function: neutral L-amino acid transmembrane transporter activity; L-amino acid transmembrane transporter activity. Gene Ontology annotation, cellular component: membrane. The record is from RefSeq and is a predicted model, not a curated record.
CAUGGAUGGAGAAAAGCGGAAAAUAAGUAUCUGCUCACGGCAAGAGCCGUCAGCUGCACUGAAGAUCUUGAAAGAUGGGAACAACAAACGUGACGAAAUCCCUGAUAGAGUGACUCUGAAAAAAGAAAUAGGACUUUUAAGCGCCUGUACAAUAAUCAUAGGGAACAUAAUUGGUUCUGGAAUCUUCAUAUCUCCUAAGGGGGUUCUAGAGCAUUCGGGUUCAGUGGGUCUAGCACUGAUUGUGUGGGUACUAGGGGGCUGCAUAGCUGCCCUGGGCUCUCUCUGCUAUGCUGAGCUGGGGGUCACCAUCCCCAAGUCAGGGGGGGACUACUCCUACGUCACAGAAAUAUUCGGAGGCCUUGUUGGGUUCCUCCUCCUGUGGAGUGCGGUGCUCAUCAUGUACCCCACUACCCUGGCUGUCAUCGCCCUCACCUUCUCUAACUAUGUCCUACAGCCUGUCUUCCCCGACUGUGUCCCUCCCUACUUGGCCACACGCUUGCUGUCAACAGUCUGUCUAUUGUUCCUGACCUGGGUGAACUGCUCCAGUGUGCGUCUGGCAACCAGGAUCCAGGAUGUUUUCACGGUGGGGAAGCUGGCAGCCCUGGGUCUCAUCAUAGUGGUCGGCCUGGUGCAGAUCUGCAAGGGUAACUAUGAGGGACUGACGCCUCAGGUGGCUUUUGAGUUCAGCAGGAUGCCCUCAGUUGGGCAGAUCGCUCUGGCUUUCCUCCAGGCCUCUUUUGCCUUCAGUGGAUGGAACUUCCUGAACUAUGUCACAGAAGAAGUGGUUGAACCGCGACGGAACCUACCUCGUGCCAUUUACAUCUCCAUCCCAUUGGUGACCUUUGUGUACACGCUCACCAACAUCGCCUACUUCUCCGCCAUGUCACCCGAGGAGCUGCUCUCAUCCAACGCUGUGGCCGUCACAUUUGGAGAGAAGCUCCUGGGGAUGUUCUCUGUCAUUAUGCCCAUCUCUGUAGCCUUGUCCACGUUCGGAGGCAUCAACGGCUACCUCUUCACCUCCUCAAGAUUGUGUUUCUCUGGGGCCAGAGAGGGACAUCUACCCAGCUUGCUGGCUAUGAUCCACUUUAAGAACUGCACCCCUAUCCCAGCUCUCCUCUGCUGUUGUACUGCCACCAUUGUAAUCCUGUGUAUAGGAGAGACGCACAACCUGAUCAACUAUGUGUCCUUCAUCAACUACCUCUCCUAUGGAGUCACCAUCGCAGGCCUGCUCUACUACCGAUGGAAGAAGCCCAAACUAUACAGACCAAUUAAGGUAAACCUGCUUGUCCCUAUCACCUACCUGAUGUUCUGGGCCCUGUUGCUGGGCUUCAGUCUGUAUUCUGAGCCAGUGGUGUGUGGUGUCGGGCUGGUCAUCAUGCUCACCGGUGUACCAGUCUACUUCCUGGGGGUGCACUGGAAAGCCAAGCCAAAGUGUAUCUAUGACUUCAUCGAGUCAGCGACCUACGUGGCACAGAGGCUGUGUUUCGUGGUCUUCCCCCAGUUCGACCCUAUCGAGAUCAGUCCGAUCGAAGAAUGGCCUGACACAUCAUCCAACACUCUCUCUGGGAAGUCUUAAACUCUUUUUGCCUUCUGAAGUCUUUUUCUUUUUGUAUAUUCUGUCACUGUAUGAUGACAUGGUCCGUUCCUUUUAGUGGAGCCCCUUCUCUGGUCUUUGGUCACCUGAGACUCAUAUCCAUUUCUUUACUGCUAAGUGGAAUUGCAAAUGCUUUUCUUCUAUUUUUCUACUAAGUCGUCAAGUACAACAAGCUAAUGCCAACAGUAUCACGUUUUGAAACGGACUUCAUAUGCCCUAAGGAACUAUUUGCGCCUUUUCUGUAACUUUUCAACAUGGCAGUAUUUUGGUUUUGACCUGACUGUGUAUCACUGUGCCUUAUAGGGAGAAAUGUGUACCUUAUUAGCUAAUAUUAAUAUUAUCUAUUAAUGUAUUUUGGAACACUUAACGCUUUGUGUGUUCCUUAUGAGAAUUAGAAAAAGCACUGUGGUCUUCCAUAUUCUGCUUCAUGCCAGUUGUUAAUUUGCCUCAUGACAUGACGUCCUCAGAUUUGUGAACAUUUUCAGAACUAUCUGAACAUAGACUCCAGAGCCUUUGACUUGAUUCCUUUGGAAAUUCAUCUCCUUAGCCAGCAGCAGCCAACAAGAUAGAUAUGUUCUGAUUGUAUACUACUGAUUGAUAGAUAGGUUGUAGUUGAUAGUUGUGGGUCACUCUGUGUUUUUGCUUAGUUUAUGUUUAACUCUUGCCAUUGCCUUUUACACUACUGAUUAUAUGUCAUACUAUAAAUACACACAACUCUAAUGUUCACAGCUGACUAAAUGACCCAAACUCCAAUUUAUAUUGUUACUUGGAAGUAAAACUGCUCACAAAAUGCUUGCUGCACUUUUCUAAUGUUUGUUUCUAAACAUGUUUUUUCUUUUUUUUCUACCACACUUAAAACUAAACAUGCUGGUAACCUGACAAAAACUGUACUGUACUGUACUGCCACUGAAUUUCUCUGCCCCAAACAGAGUUCUUUAACCACUAUUUGUUCUUCACAUGGCCAGGCCCUUGACUCUUACUGUAAAACAAAACUUGUGAUUUGUUGUAUUUCUUUUGAAAUGAACAUACAUUUUAAUUAGCAUAGCUUGAUAGAUAGAUAAUGUAUUGUUCUAGAUAGAUAGAUAGAUAGAUAGAUAGAUAGAUAGAUAGAUAGAUAGAUAGAUACCACAAAUUACUCAAGGAACAUAUGUUAUGCCAAUAACCAGAUAAAAUGAUUUAGGAUUAAGAUACACUACAUGACCAAAGGUAUGUGGACACCUGCUCGUUUCAUGAAGCUCCCGACAAACA